Messenger RNA from Vigna angularis (adzuki bean), 2880 nucleotides. RefSeq lists its product as uncharacterized. Lineage: Eukaryota; Viridiplantae; Streptophyta; Magnoliopsida; Fabales; Fabaceae. The transcript has 4 exons. Gene Ontology annotation, molecular function: nucleic acid binding. The record is from RefSeq and is a predicted model, not a curated record. Gene Ontology annotation, biological process: DNA integration. Bases 1 to 2880 code for a protein of 959 amino acids.
AUGAGUGGGCGUGCGGUGAUGAGGCCACCCAAUGCUGGAAGGAAUCAGGCGAGAGGAGGACGAGCCCAAGCUAGUGGGCGAGUAUAUGCUAUAACGAGCGCGGAGGCAGCUAGCUCAGCGAAGGAGUUGAUCUUCCCUGGUGAAGAAGAAGAAGUUCUUUCAGUGACGCUCGGUCAGCUGAAAGAAGACAUUAUGGAAGGCGCCAGCUGUUUCCUGAUUAUGACUCACGAGGAUCAGGAAUCCAGAGAAAUGGUAGAAGAACGAUCGUCCACUAGAAACGGUAAUGGACGAUCGGUUGUGGACGAGUUUGCGGACGUUUUUCCGGAAGAGAUCCCUGGACUUCCCCCUCAGCGUGAAAUGGAGUUCACGAUUGAUUUGGUGACUACAGCGGCUCCCAUCUCAGUUCAACCAUAUAGGAUGUCGCCUGCGGAGUUAGCUGAACUAAAGGAGCAGAUUGAGGAGUUGAUAGAGAAGAAAUUCAUUAGGCCGAGCGUAUCACCUUGGGGAGCGCCCGUGCUGUUAGUAAGGAAGAAAGAUGGCAGCUCUCGGUUGUGUAUUGACUACAGGCAAUUAAACAAGCUGACCAUCAAGAACAAGUACCCUUUGCCAAGGAUAGAUGACUUGCUGGAUCAACUACAUGGGGCUGCAGUGUUCUCGAAGAUUGAUUUGAGGUCCGGAUAUCAUCAAAUUAAGGUUAAAGAAGAUGACAUCCAGAAGACAGCAUUCAGGUCACGGUAUGGGCAUUAUGAAUAUGUAGUGAUGCCUUUUGGAGUAACGAACGCUCCAGCCGUGUUCAUGGAGUACAUGAACCGCAUAUUCAGGCCUUAUUUGGAUAAGUUUGUGGUCGUCUUCAUAGAUGAUAUCCUCAUCUAUUCCAAGACCGAAGACGAGCAUGAAGAGCACCUUAGACUUGUACUUGGAGUGUUGCGGGAGAAAGAAUUAUAUGCCAAGUUGUCUAAGUGUGAAUUCUGGAUGAAGGAGAUUCAGUUUUUGGGUCAUGUGGUGUCGGCUGGAGGCAUCUCGGUGGAUCCAGCGAAAGUGCGAGCGGUACUGGAUUGGGAGAGUCCGCGUUCGGUCACGGAAGUAUGUAGUUUUGUUGGACUGGCGGGCUACUACAGACGUUUCAUUGAAGGUUUUGCUAAGAUAGUAGCGCCGCUAACUCAAUUGACCCGUAAAGAUCAGCCGUUCGCUUGGACCGAUCGUUGUGAGGCCAGUUUUCAGGAGUUGAAGGUGAAGCUUACGAGCGCCCCAGUGCUGGUUAUUCCGGAUACGUCUAAACCGUUUGAAGUCUAUUGCGACGCUUCUCAUCAAGGUCUGGGUUGUGUUUUGAUGCAAGAGAAGCGAGCGGUAGCGUAUGCGUCUCGGCAGUUGAGGAUUCACGAGAGGAAUUACCCGACGCACGACCUGGAGUUGGCAGCGGUCGUUUUUGCGCUGAAGAUCUGGAGGCAUUUCUUGUAUGGAUCCGCGUUCCAAGUCUUCAGAAAAGCGAACGUGGUAGCAGACGCCCUAAGCAGAAAAGUGGUGCAUAUGUCGUCUAUGAUGGUGCGCGAGCUGAGCUUGGUGGAGAGUUUCAGAGAUCUAAGGUUACAAUUUGAGUUAGAACCGAGCAGCAUCAAGUGCUGUAACCUUAGAAUAUCUAGCAAUGUGUUCGACCGAAUCAGAAUGAAACAGCGAGAGGACGAAGAGCUGGUGAAGAUCUUAAGCGCGCUCGGUACGAAUCGAGCCAAGUGGUUCAAUACAGGAACGGACGGCAUGCUGCGUUACCAGGGUAGGACGUGCGUUCCUAACGAUGGCGAGCUGAAACGGAUCGUUUUGGAGGAAGCUCAUCACAGCCUCAGAAAUCACGAUUCAAUCUGGGUGAUCGUGGACAGACUAACGAAGAGCGCCCAUUUCCUGCCCGUGAACUUGAAGAUGUCAAUGACUAAUUUGGCCAAAUUGUAUAUAAUUGAGAUCGUUCGUCUGCAUGGAGUGCCUUCAAGCAUAGUUUCUGACCGAGACACGAGAUUUACAUCUCGGUUUUGGCAAUCCUUACAAGGUGAAUUGGGAAGCAAGCUGCAGAUGAGUUCAGCAUAUCAUCCACAAACGGACGGCCAGUCUGAACGUACCAUCCAGACGCUGGAAGAUUUACUGAGGACGUGCGUCCUAGACCACUUGGGCGCAUGGGAUGAAGUCUUGCCACUGGUGGAGUUCACGUACAACAAUAGCUAUCAGUCGAGCAUAGGUAUGGCGCCGUUUGAAGCUCUCUAUGGGAGGAAAUGCCGAACACCACUUUGCUGGUUCCAAGAGGGAGAGAAAGUGCUGACUGGACCCGAGCUCAUCCAACAAACGACCGAGAAAGUCAAGCAAAUCCAGGAGAGAUUGAAGACGUCCUUGAGCAGACAGAAGUCGUAUGCAGAUAAGAGGAGAAGACCGUUGGAAUUCGCUGCAGGAGACCAUGUGUUUCUUCGACUCAAUCCAAUUACUGGUGUAGGACGAGCCGUUCGACCAAAGAAGCUGUCUCCCAAGUUCAUAGGGCCGUACCAGAUUUUGAAGAAGAUUGGACCCGUAGCGUACGAGCUUGCAUUGCCGCCCCAACUAUCCAACCUUCACCCCGUUUUCCACGUCUCUCAACUUCGAAAGUAUAUAGCAAAUCCGACACACGUACUGGAGUUAGAAGACAUUCAGCUACGUCCAGACCGAACGUUAGAACUGCAUCCAGUCCGUGUUGAAGAUAGACGCACCAAGUACUACAAGGGCAAGGAAGUUCGCUUGGUGAAAAUGGUGUGGGACGCUAAGACGGGUGAUUCAACGUGGGAAAUUGAGAGCGCCAUGAAGGACUUGUAUCCUAAUCUGUUUCUGGGUGAGUCUCUAAUUUUCGAGGUCGAAAAUUUUUGUAGAUAG